Apiotrichum porosum is the source of this 258-nucleotide messenger RNA. RefSeq lists its product as uncharacterized. The transcript has 2 exons. NCBI's taxonomy places the organism in Eukaryota, Fungi, Basidiomycota, Tremellomycetes, Trichosporonales, Trichosporonaceae. Bases 1 to 258 code for a protein of 85 amino acids. The record is from RefSeq and is a predicted model, not a curated record.
AUGUGGGUGUGGAUACCGAUCGUCAGCUCCAUCUGUGGGUUCAUCCUCCUUGUCUGCGUGCUGGCGAUCCCAAUCGCCAUUAUCAGCAAACGCCGUUCGGCCACCAAGAAACAACAACAGCAGGUCAUGUAUUCUGGCAGCGGCACCCAGCCUGUCACGCACAACACAAUGCCGCCGCCGCCCGACUAUGCGAACAAUCCCCCGCCACCCGACUACGCAGGCGGAGGAACCAAGGACCCAAACUAUUCACCAGUCUAA